Molecule: messenger RNA, 5562 nt
Organism: Astyanax mexicanus (Mexican tetra)
Lineage: Eukaryota; Metazoa; Chordata; Actinopteri; Characiformes; Acestrorhamphidae
Gene: focad
Product: focadhesin
Exons: 44
Coding region: 106-5505 (1799 amino acids)
Biological process (GO): regulation of post-transcriptional gene silencing
Source: RefSeq, a predicted model, not a curated record
UCCGUCUCGCGCACCGUACGACCAUGUGUCUCGGAGUUGCUAAUGUGAGCUGGAGGAGCGGAAAGUUUACAGAGCUGUAUGGAGAAACUCCAGUGAUCUGAAGAGAUGAAUGAAACUCUAAAGAAGAGGUUGGAGUUCCCCAGCUCGCUCAUUCAAGCACAGGCUGUGAGGAGUCUGGUUACGGCAGUGCUGAAGGAGAAGGGCCACAAUGAGAAGAUAUCAGAGUCCACUACUCAGGGCGCUGCUCUGGAGGCUCUGUGGGAGCAGUGCAGCAGUGAGAGCGGGGUGGUGCGCUCAGCAUGCUGUGAUGCGCUGGUGCUGCUGGUAGAACAGGGGCAUGCUGACCUGCAGUAUGUUCUCAACAGCAUCCUCAACCUACUGCCUUCUGCCAGGAGUGUACAGGGGCUGAUUAAGGUAGUUGGGAGGCUAUUGCAGAUCCAAGCAAGUCAAAGAGACAAAACAACACCCUUUACAUGUCCGUACUCCAUCAGGAGCAGCCCUCACCCGUACAUCACGGUUCUGGAGAAUCGUCCUGAUUGCUGGCCCGCUCUGCUGCAGGAGAUUGAUGACUUCAUCCAACUCGCUGCUGACAAAGAUGAGCCGUUACAUAUUUCCAUGCUGGCUCCGUUCCUGCGUUACCUUUACUGUGAGCCUCAGAGACUGGCGGAGAACGCCCUGCUCAGACACAGCCUGCUCAGAGUCCUGCUGCAGCCCAGAGAGGGUCAGGACUCCUCCUGCACUCGGGUCACCCACGAGAUCCUGCGCUGCCUCGUCCAGCUCUUCCCUCAUGUACUGGUGGACAGUGUUACGGCUGUGGUGGAGCUGAGCUCGUUGGCUGAAUCUCUGAUUACUGCGCUGCUCGGGGAGCCGGAGUGCUGGAGGGCUGAGUUAGCUCAGCUGGCGCUGCAGCUGGUGUGUGCCUGUCAGCUCAGCCUGCAGCUGGGAGGAGAGCUCAGGUCCCUCCUGCACACCCUGCACCAGAUCCUGCCCGUCUGCAGAGAGGAUCUCCCGUCUGAGCAAGUGAUCAUGGGGAUCUCCCUGCUCCUCCUCAGAGCGUCGGCCUCGCAGCAGAGCGCCCUCCUGGAGCUCGCUGUGAAGAUUGUCCCACCUGAGGUAAGGCCUCCCUGGGGUGCCUCGUUGUUAGUGAUGCCCCUGCUGCAGGUUCUUUCCUGCUCCAACCUAAUGGAGGCGCUCUCAGACCCACAAACACAGAACAAGAACCGAGAAUUAGCUAAUUCUCUGCUGGAGACUGUCCAGAAGGAACCGUGUUGUCCAGUACAGAGCAGCACACAGCUGACUCUUCCUCUCAGUACAUGGUACAGUGAGCUACGGGUGGCCACCAGCGUUCUAAACCAGAUCUCUGAAGAACCCAUAGCCUCUGUGGAGUGGCUCUACUCUGUUCAGUCCACUCUUCCUCUGUGUGAUAACGUCCCAGACGCUCUACCGCUCCUUAUCACUCACCUGAUCAUCAGCAGUGAGGGGGACCUCUGCAGGCUGGCACUGGACACCGCAGCUGCCAUAGCUGAGGCAGAUCCUGCACAGGUCCCCUGUCUUCUCCCGGUUGUGAUGCUGAAGCUGGGCCAGGUGUCUGACCCUGCUUUGUCUCAUGCUCUGCUCUCCACCUUACCAAAACUGGGCACACACAAGUUUUGUAUACCGCAGGUUCUGCAUGUACUGCAGGCUCUGGCCAGCUCCCCCAAACUGAGGGCUGUGGCUCUGCGUCUUCUGACCUCCCUGUGGCAGAAACAGGACCGUGUGUAUCCAGACCUGCAGAAGCUGAUGGCGGUGUUGGAGAAGUCCUCAGUGGUGGUGGGAAAGGAAGCUCAGUGGGAGCAGAUUCUGGCCAGAGCUGCCUCUGUACGGGACAUCUGCAGAGAGAGGCCUUACCAGCACGGAGGAGACAUGCUGGCAGCCAUUACAGACAUGCUGACUCAGUGCUCGAGGAAGGAUCAUGCCACUCCAGCAGCGCUGGCCCUGCAGGGUCUUCAGGAGCUCUGCAGAGCUGAGGUGGUUGAUAUAGACUCCACAUGGCGGGCUCUCUCUCCCAAACUGAGCUGUGAAACGAGACCUCUGGUGUUAAAGGCCACCGCUGAGCUCCUUUCACUCGUGCCUUCACUGCACGUCAAAACAGAACAGUAUGAGAGUUUUAAAAGUGAAGUGGUCAGUAUUCUGUGGAGUCACGCUCUGAGUCAGGAUGCUGAUGUGGCUAGCAGUGGUUACAGAGCAUUGUCUGAAUUCCCAGAAUCCUCUCACUCGGUCAUGCAUCUGCCUGAGCAAGCCAGACCAGAGAUGAAGCAGCCUGAAGACGAGGAUGACGAGGAGAAAGAGAAUAAGAAGGAGGAAGAUCUAACUGUUCCGGGGACUUCAUACAUAAAACUCGUUGCUCUUACUCCGCGGCCAGUUUCAGCAGCACUUGAGACCUUCCUGACAGCUCUUGUAAGACAAGAGAUGAGUCAGAUGCCCCGUGGAGUGUACCACUCAGCCCUGAGAGGGGCGAACCUGCGCUCAGACCAGGGGAAAACUGUUGCUGGAAUCCCUGCAUUCAUGCUGAAAUCUUAUGAAAAGAACAAGCAGCCAGGUCUGAAACCUGGACUAGCAGCUGGUCUGCUGUUAUGUUAUGACCUCCCUGUCCAGACUGACCGAGACGGACGGCUGAUUAGCCGCUUCAUGGUCAGCAGAGGGCGGAGCUUCCAGCAGACCUUAACCAGCCUCAUCCAUGAGGUGAACAUCCAGCCUUCAGAGUGGCAUCGCUCCCUCCUUCUUCCUCAGGCCUGGCGCGGCUUCAUGAGCAGAACAUUCCAUGCUGUGCUGCAGGGUCGGAAGGCAGAGCUGGAGAUGUUGCAGAAGCAGGGAAAAGAGAGUCCAGAGGAGCUUCAGUAUAAACAGCACUGUGCCUGGCUCUGGGUCAGAGACCAGCUGACUGAUGUGGUGAAGUCUGCAGCCAAGGACAGUCCGGUGGUGCAGGGGAACUGUAUUCUGGCUCUGAGUGGUCUGGCUGUGGUCCUGAGCCGAUAUGAAAGUAGCCUGCCUGCACAGAGUGAUGGAGCAGUUGAGGUGGGGCCAGAGAUCUUACCCACUACCCAUUGGCUGUCCAUGGUGAUUGACACUCUCCUAAGCAUUGUGAGCAGCAGCAGUCGACCCAAAGGGCAAGUCUUCCCCUGGUUUGUCCAUCGUUCCUAUUCAGGUGAAAACACAGCCAGUGGGAUUGCUCGCUCCUGUGCUGCACUGGGUUUGGCGUUGCUGGUUCCAGUCCUGGUCACGUCCCACAGAGACGCAGUGCCCACAAUACUGUCCACUCUGAGCUCAGGCCUGCCUGGAGCGCCCACUGCUGACGAGACUCAGGCGCUGCAGUUCCACAGCGGCCUGGCCUUGGGCAUGCUGCUGGCCUGGCUGAACGAGGAGAGGGUCAGUGACAUCGCUGGGCAGUCCAUGUGGGAGCUGCUGCUGAACACUUUGGAGCCUCUGGAGGCGUGCUGCUUCAACACCCAGCUGGAGUACAAUGCUGGGUGUGUGUUGGCUGUAGGGCUGGUGCUGAGCUCUCUCUGCAGCAGUAGUGAGGUUGAGCAGCGAGCUCGUGUGGCUCUCUCUCUGGACAGGCUGCUCCAGAGUCUGCAGGACAGCAGCAGCUGUGGGCUGGGGCGCAUGCAGCAGGAGGUUCUGGCGUACUCUGUGGCGUGUGUAGGAGUAUCUGCGUUUAGUUCUGGAGUUGUUGAUGCCAGUAAAGCCGAGGAGGUGAUGAACGUCUUGCGCUCCGUGACUGAGGAGAGCCAACAGACUCCAGGCUUUGCCCUGGCUCUGGGUCUCACUGUGCACGGACUGUCCUCCUGUGGUCACGGUAAAGCUGAAGACAUCCACCCUCGCCUGCUGGCUGCAUGGACCAAGAUCUUACUGGCAGAGGGCUGUCCCACCAUGCAGAGACUGGCGGCUCUGAACGGACUAAUCGCUCUGGUGGGAUCUGAAACUGGUCUCCUUCAGCUGAAGAGUGAGACAGAGCAGUCCUCCCAGCAGCAGGCCAGACUGAACGAGGUUAUAAGAUCCAUUACACAGAUUAUCUCUUUCUCAGGAGCAAUAGGUCUUCAGUCUAACGGAGCGUGUCUGGUGGGCCACCUGCAUUUAGCCCACAUGUCCAGCAGCCACAGCAGAACUGCAGUGCCUCAAGACUUCAGCUAUCUCCCAGAAAGGAGCCUCAUCAGAGCUUCAGUUGAGUACAUCACUGAAGCAGGAAGGAAAGGGCCGGAGUUCUUUCCUCCUGAUGGAAUAAAGGUGGUUUUGGCUCCACUGGCCACAGUGGGAGAUAAUUUCCAGUAUCCACCCGUCAACUGGAACGCCAUUCUCUCACCCAUGAUGAGACUCAACUUUGGUGAGGAGGUGCAGCAUCACUGUCUGGAGUUGGCAGCCAAUCAGGCACAGUCUUCCCCCAGUGCUGCACUGUUCCUGGGCGUGUGGCUCGCUCCACCUCUCGUCCACAGCCUGAGUCUUCGUACGAGAGCACUUCUGUACGAGUGUCUGUGUAGCUGGAUGAAGCACGUGGCGGAGGAUAAGCUGCAGGUGUAUGUGGAGAGUCUGGCCGUACAGCAGUUUAAUCCAGACACCCGCGCUCAGCGUCAUCCCCUCUGCCUCGCCAUCCUGCAGGGCCUGGCUAAGGCCAUGUCCCUCCCCAACCCCGCCCAGAACUGCUGGAGUUCCCUGUGCACCACCACAGAGAGGAUCUACAACCUUUUACCAGAUCAUAUACAGCCCAGUGAAGUGGAGCUCUAUGAAGGAAUCUGUUCCUGCUUGUCAGAAAUGAGCGACACAGAGAUUGACAGGAUUGUCAAAGUCACUGAGGCCAAUGUGGAGAAGACCACCUUCAUUCUGUCUUACCUCAGUUCCAAGGGCAGGAUCCCACUCCUGGGUCUCAAUGAUAUCAUCAGCACCGUCCUGCAGAAGGGCAAGACUGAGCGAAUCAGUUGGCUUUUCCUUCAGUGCCUCUACCAAUCACGUUUGGCCUCCAGUCCUAACACAGGUGUGUCUAAAAGAAUGGAGUGGCUGCUGGAGUUAAUGGGGCAUAUCAGGAAAGUGACGUAUGGAGCAUCAGUGAAAUGUAACAGAGUAAGAGAGGGAACUGAUUUCCUGCUGGAAGUGUUUGCUGCUGCUGUGGUGUCCUGGGCCAAUCACUCCACGCCCGUCAUCGUUGGCGUCCGAGCUCAGUGGUUUCCAUGGAGACAGUUUUCAGCGGAGUACCCAGACGUGCCCCGUGGCCUGUAUGUGAACAGCGUUAGCACUGAUGAGUCGGUUAAACAGUGUGUGCUGGCCGUUCCUUACGCUCUGAAGCUUCUGCUGGAUAAAGAGCCGUGGAAGUCUCAGUCCCAGAAGUUCAUUGAUUGGCUCUUCAGCAUAACGGAAGCUCCUGAGGAAGCUUUAUCACCCACAGCGAUCUCUACAGCCAGAGCGGCUUUACUGGCUCUGAAAUCCAACCCAGAGUUCAAGAAGAAGACCGUCUGGACCAGAGCAUACGGCUGGUGAUGCACUCAGUCGUUGCUCGCAUUGCUUUGCUUAAUAAAACCUUUAUUUUUGUUACAA